Molecule: messenger RNA, 8868 nt
Organism: Sebastes umbrosus (honeycomb rockfish)
Lineage: Eukaryota; Metazoa; Chordata; Actinopteri; Perciformes; Sebastidae
Gene: shank3b
Product: SH3 and multiple ankyrin repeat domains 3b
Exons: 28
Coding region: 814-6021 (1735 amino acids)
Cellular component (GO): postsynaptic membrane; postsynaptic density; dendritic spine
Molecular function (GO): ionotropic glutamate receptor binding; synaptic receptor adaptor activity
Source: RefSeq, a predicted model, not a curated record
UCGGUCCUCCAUAAGAAAGUGCUAGAAAAUAUUAAAUAAUAUUGAAUAUGUAUAAAAAAGAAAGAAAAGAAAAGAUUACGCAAGAAAAACGAAAAUUAGUCUAAAGGUAAAAUAGUGCAGUUAAUUAAUAGUAAAAGUCUUUGAAUUAAUUUGAGUUCCUCAAAUAAAAUGUAGAGUAAAAAGUACAAUAUUUACCUCUGAGAUUUAGUGGCGUACAGGUAGAAAGUAAAAGUAGUGUAUGUAAAGUAUAAAAGUGUGUGUGUGCGUGUGUGUGUGUGUGUGUGUGUGUGUGUGUGUGUGUGUGUGUGUGUGUUUUUUAUCAGUGCUGUCCAGCUUCUCGGCUUUUUCCUGCCAAACUUCCGUUUCCUUGGCAACCCAGACAGGGAAACAGGAAGUGAUGGGCAGGGCAGCUCCCAGAAUACCAUCUGAAACUCUGAGACCUCUCACUCUGCUGCAGGAUUACUACACAGUUAUACUACAGAAACCACUUCACCGUUUACUGUAGAAGUACUUCAUCUACUGCUCAUCCUACAAGAGGAACUACAACAGCUUCGGGAACUACUUGCUGCAGAAAGUACUCGUUAUACUCGCAGGAUUACAACAAUCCCAAUCAAAACCCCAACCAGAGACAGAACCUGGCACCUCAAGCUGGACCAGAACCAGAAGCCAGAACCAGUACCGGAGCAGUAAGCCAGUCUGACUCUGUAGAGCGGAUCAGACCACGCCAGGACAGACCAGAAGAGACCAGAAGAGACCAGUAGAAAUCAGUAAAGGCCAUUGGAAAAGUUUGAUGGGACUGCUGACGAUAGCCACAUGCCUCUGAGUCCGGCUGCUGACACCAAACAUGAUCGCCCGCGGCAACAGGCGGUUACUAACGGCAACCCGACAGGCUCUGCUGUUGCCAGGGACGACGACGCGGAUGACACGCCCCCUGGAAACAGCAUUGUCGUCCGCAUUGGCAUCCCAGACCUGCAGCAGACGAAGUGUUUGCGGUUGGACCCAGAGUUACCAGUUUGGACCAGUAAGCAGAGGGUUCUGGUGACGUUGACUCAGUCUCUGUCGGAUGUUUUGAACUAUGGUCUCUUCCAGCCGGCGUUCAACGGCCGAGCCGGAAAGUUUCUGGACGAGGAGCGGCUGCUGAAGGAGUAUCCUCUCCCUCCCAUCACGCCCAUCCCAUACCUGGAGUUUCGUUAUAAGAGGAGAGUUUACACCCAGAGCUACGUGGACGAUAAGCAGCUGGCCAAGCUGCAUACCAAGGCAAACCUGAAGCGCUUUAUGGAACAUGUCCACCAGAAGAAUGUGGAGAAGGUUUCCAAAUGGUUGGAAAAGGGCCUGGACCCCAACUUCCAUGACUCAGACACCGGGGAGUGUCCUCUGACCCUGGCGGUCCAGCUGGAGGAGAGCGGCGACUUGAUUAAAGUCCUUCGCAGUGGAGGAGCUCACCUGGACUUCAGGACCAGAGACGGUAUCACCGCUCUGCACCGAGCCGUCCUCUGCAGGAACAGCGCCUCUCUCACUACUCUGCUGGACCUCGGAGCAUCCCCGGACUACAAGGACAGCAGGGGUCUGACUCCUCUCUAUCACUCAGCCAUGGUGGGCGGCGCCCCCUACUGCUGCGAGCUGCUACUGCAGGACCACGCCACCAUCGGGAUGACUGAUGAGAACGGGUGGCAGGAAAUCCACCAGGCAUGUCGCUAUGGUAACGUGCAGCACUUGGAACACCUGCUGUUCUACGGCGCUGACAUGAGUUCCCAGAAUGCAUCGGGAAACUCCGCACUGCACCUCUGUGCUCUCUACAACCAGGACAGCUGUGCCAGAGUGCUGCUGUUCAGAGGAGCAAAUAAGGACAUCAAAAACUACAACAACCAGACUGCCUUUCAGGUGGCGAUAAUUGCUGGGAACUUUGAGCUCGCAGAAAUCAUAAAAAUUCACAAAACCUCCGACGUUGUAGUUCCCUUCAGAGAAACUCCAUCCUACACAAAGCGCCGCAGAGGCCUGACCAGGUCGCCGGCUGGAAAUGGUCUGUCUUCUCCGCGCUCUCUGAUUCGCUCAGCGAGCGACAACGUUCUGGAAAGCCCCGCCUCCUCUCCUGGUCCCUCCCUCCAAAGCCUGGAAACGCACCACGACACGCACACGCAUUCGCUACGACGACACACGCGCCGGCUCAGCCCGAGCGCUGGGGGUCAUGUGGAGACCAGCCCCCCCGCCUCUCCUCCCCUAACCCCCCAGUUGAGGAAGAGGAGGCUGUACAGCGCCGUACCAGGACGCACCUUCAUCGCCACCCGGUCCCACGUCCCCCAGGGGGUCGGAGAGAUCCAGCUGCACCGAGGAGAGAGGGUCAAAGUUCUGUCUAUAGGUGAAGGAGGAUUCUGGGAAGGAACUGUUAAAGGAAGAACUGGUUGGUUUCCUGCCGACUGUGUUGAAGAAGUCCAGAUGAGACAAUACGACCCACGACUGGAGACGAGGGAGGACCGCACUAAGAGACUGUUCAGACAUUAUACUGUAGGAUCCUAUGACAACUACACCUCCUACAGUGACUAUGUGAUCGAGGAGAAGACGGCCGUGCUGCAGAAGAGAGAGAGCGAGGGAUUCGGCUUCGUCCUCAGAGGAGCUAAAGCUGAGACGCCCAUCGAGGAGUUCGCCCCCACCCCGGCGUUCCCCGCCCUCCAGUACCUGGAGUCAGUGGACCAGGGGGGCGUGGCCUGGAGGGCGGGGCUACGGACCGGAGACUUCCUGAUAGAGGUGAACGGUGCUGACGUGGUGAAGGUGGGUCACCGGCAGGUCGUCUCUCUGAUCCGACAGGGAGGAAGUCGACUACUGAUGAAGGUCGUCUCUGUUUCCAGGAAAUCUGAAUCCAACCUGAUCAGGAAGAAAGCUCCGCCCCCUCCAAAACGAGCCCCCAGCACCUCGCUGACACUUCGAUCCAAGUCCAUGACGGCUGACCUGGAGGACAUAGCCAGGAGGAGACGCUUCGACAAACUGGAUGAGAUGUUGGCCGGGGGUCAACCGGAAGUUGUUCUACGGGGCCGACCGACAGACGACUUCAGAGCGGCGACGGUGAAACAGAGACCGACCAGCCGGCGAAUCACACAGGCUGAGAUUAACUCGUUGUUUGAGCGUCAGGGUCUGGUGCCCCCCUCAGCUCCGGAGAAAAGCACCAUGGCUUUACCCCGAGGAAUGUCCAGAACCAAGAGCUUCGGCACACCUGACGACGACAGGAUCUCGGCUCUGAUCAAUGAAAGUCGGUUUCCACGGAGCUCCUCACUGACGGACAGCUUCAUCCCUCCUCCUCCUCAGAUGGCUCCACCCCCUCCUCCCUCCGCCUCCUCCUCCACCUCCUCGCUCUUCCUCCUCGACUCCGGUCCUCCUCCCUCCUUCCUCCCCCCUCCUCCCCCGGCUAGAGGGGAGGGGCUAACCCGCUCCAGCUUCAAGCCGGGGGCGGAGCCGCGGCUCCAGGAGCUCUGCGAUUCGCCGACGAGGAGCCACGCCCACGCCGAGCGGCAGAGGAAGGCGAGGUCGAUGAUCAUCCUGCAAGACACGCCGCCGCAGCAGCAGCAACCUGACGCACACGCCGCGGCCACGCACGCGCUGCACACCGCCACGCACACCGCCACGCACACGCUUCACACCGCCACGCACACCUCCACGCUGUCUCUCCACAGCCCCUCCAGCCCUGCCCUCGGUCACUCACCGCUGUCACGCCGACGGGGACGAGCAAUAGAAAACCCUUAUGCUAACGUGGGACAGCAGGCUCCGCCCUCCAAGCCGCAGAGGAGGAAGUCACCUUUGCUGAAGCAACUUCCUGUAGAGGAGCAGGGAAUCAAAGAUCUGGAUUUGUUGAAAGUAGACGGCGGACCCAGCAGCCCCAGCAGAGCGGAGCUGUACCAGCAGCAGGUUCUUUCAGAGCGCUCUCGGGUUCAGGGUCGCAGGUCGUCUCUCUUCCUGUCUGUGGAGGGCGCCGGCUCAGAAAACCAGGUGCCGCCCCUCCUGACUCUGAGCCAUUCGAUGGACGACCUCGGCGAGCUUCCACCUCCAGCUCCGGUCCUGUCGCCCUCACCAACGCCUCACACCUUCCUCCACCCGCUGACGGGGAAACCUUUAGACCCGUCGUCUCCACUCGCCCUGGCACUUGCUGCACGCGAACGAGCGCUCACUGCUCGCACACCGAGCCCGGAGCCUCGAAUGAAACACAUAUCUGCCUCCACCACGCCCAUCCUAACCCCAGCCGCCAGCCCCGAGGGCAGACACAAGCGCACCCCUAUCACCACCCCGCAGAGCAGCCCCGAGCCGAGGUCCAAACGCACCACCCCUCAGACGAGCCCCGAGCAGCGAACCAAGCGCACCACUCCCCAGACGAGUCCUGAGCUGAGGCAUAAACGCAUAACCCCGCCCUUGUUCCCCGACGGACAGGUGGAGCGUCCAGAAACAGAGGGAGGCGUGACAUCACCUGCCGGCCCCUCCCCUGAGCGCUGGAGACCCACCGCCUUGCCGCAGCUGGCCAAUGAGAGUCACCCUGCUCUGAUUGACAGGCGCAGGAGCCUCACAGUGGGCAGCUCAGAGGAAGAGGGCGGGGCUUACACUGUUACACUCCCCCCGGCGUUGUUGUCGUCCAGCGAUGAGGAGACUAGGGAGGAGCUUCGCAGAAUCGGCCUGGUAACUCCACCCUCUGCCUUCGCCAGUCCUACCGGCCUUCCUCCCCCAUCCUCCCUCUCCCUGUUGCCACGGCGAGUUGGGGAGGGAGGGGGAGGAGAGAGUGGUCCUGAGUCGCUGGGUAGACGAGGAGAUGAGGAGGAAGGAAGUGACGAAAGGCUCCACGACAGCUCCUCCCCCAGCUCACUCCCUCCCUCCAUCACCUUGGCGUCCCCUCCUGAUCCAUCCUCCCCCUCCUCCCCUCCUGCUGCUCACCCUUCGCCCUCCUCGCCCUCCACCUCCCCAUCUGGUUUUAAGCCACGCCUUCGCUCACCUAUAGGUCGGGGCCGCUCUGCGCUCCGGGAUCCGCUGCUGAAGCAAUCAUCAGACAGCGAGCUCCUCCCGUCUUCUGCGUCCUACUCCUCCCCCUCCUCGCCACUCUGCUCCUCCCCCACCGGCGGCUUCGGACGGCAGCCACGCUAUCUGUUCCAGAGGAGGUCAAAGCUGUGGGGGGGAGGGGACGAUCGCGAUGAGCGGCGGGGCUUCAGCCCGGAUGACGUGGGACGUCCAACAGCACUGGGAGGUCAGGGGUCGGGGUCGGCCGUGGAUCUGAGCAGCCGGUCCGCGUCGGCGCUGGAGCUGAGCGGCAGGGCGGGGUCUGGAAUCGAUCUGGCCAAUCGGCUACAGCUGCUCAACAAAGACAGUCACUCUCUGGGGGAGGAGCCGAGUCCCCUCGAUCCGGGCCGGAGGUCACCAGUAGGAGGUGCCAGAUGUGUGGACAAUGGAGAGAGUAAAUCGUUGUUCUCCAGUCUUGGUGAACUCCACACUAUCUCCCAGCGAGGAUACGGCCCCAGCUAUACAGUCCGACCAGGAAGCCGCUACCCCGUCACCCGUCGGAGCCCCUCCCCCUCUCCCUCCCCAUCUGAUAGGUCAAUAGGGCUCCCCUCCUCCACCGCCCCCUGCUCUGAAAGGCCAGAUCUGAGCUCGGGUCGCGGUCUAACAAUCCUGAAGUCGUCCAGCCUCAGCCUCCCCUCAGAACCAAAGGAGGUUCGGUUUGUGAUGCGAAGCGCCAGUGCACGAACCAGGUCCCGUUCACCCUCACCUUCACCCCACGCCUCUCCCUGCCCCUCCCCGGUCCUCAGCGGGCCCCUGCUGGCUCUUCGGCCAUGGAGGCAGCGGCCCCUCAACUUGUGGAAUAAAUAUGACGUGGGUGACUGGCUGGAGAGCGUAGGCCUCGCCGAACACCGCCAGCGCUUCCAGGAGCACGAGAUCGAAGGCUCCCAUCUCCCCGCCCUCACCAAGGAGGACUACGUGGAGCUGGGCGUCACCAGACUGGGACACCGAAUCAACAUCGAGAGGGCUCUCAGACAGCUACUGGAUGGUUCCACUUGACCCCUCACCUCCGACCACUAACCUCUAGACAUCCUGAACUGUGACCUCAUAACCCCUGACCUCUGGUCAGACACUAGGCCAUCUCUUUGACUAGAAUAUCUUAGCAGUGACUGAAUCUUUAGACCUUUUUACCAACGUGGAGCCCGGCUCUCUGAGCGAUCUCGCUGACAUUUUGACUUAUCAGCUCUUUGAUCGACCCAAACGGAUUUAGUCAAAACUAGAGCUAACUCAUAACAUCCACACGUGGUGCCUUCAAAUGGGGUCGUGUUUACGAGAGGGGAAGUCGUGUUAACAAUAUUCUUGGCGUUCCAAGUCGUGAAGAACGACGCUGCUAAGCAACGGCAAUAUUAACGUUACUGUCGGCGUCUAGAAGCCACAGAGGAUAACAAUUUAGAAAGCUUGCAAGUGGGUAACAUAAUGCAGAAAAUGCAAAAAGACAUAAUGACAGAGGAAAAAGAUGAGGUCGUUGGGAAGAUCAACAUUCAAGAAAAACAAUAUACGACUAAAAUUACAAUAUAUUGACUUAUUAUGCACCGAAAAAAUAACUUCCAUAGGCUCCGACAUUUCUGACAACGUCAACAAACACGGCACAAGUCGUGAACUGGAAGCUUUCAGAAACUAAUCAAAACUAAAGCUAACUCAUCACACUGUGUGGAUGUUAGGAGUUAACUUUAGUUUUGACUAAAGCUAACUCCUAACAUCCACACAGUGUUCUACAGCUGGACACAGAGCUCUCAACAGGUGAAGGGACGUUGAUCAAAGAGCUGAUCUGACAAAACUGAUAACAAAUACAAUGAGACGGGUCAUUUUCCUCGUGCCAUUCUGCUUCCCCAGACGAGUUUAGCGAGACUUUUUUGCGAGCAGAGCUGGACGAUUAGCGAGCUACUGGGAGUCUCUACCUUAACGGGAGUCUUUCUUGUGACUUUUUUUUUUUUUUUUUCUUCCUUUCAAAUAUCACUCAUGAAGAAUACGUGUUUUAUUUUGAGUUCAUAUCUUAACGCCGAUCAUUUAGAAUUUAUAAAUAACAAGUAAUAAUAAUGUGGUGGUGAUGACUUACAGAGUUUCUAAUAGUUUGGAAAAUGAUUUUGAGUUCCUUAUGAUUUGACAAUGAAUUGAAUUUCAGGGUCGUUUCGGUGACGUUUUGAAAUUCAUAAUGAUUUGUCAAUGAGUGUGACUUUGUGCUGAUGUGCUGUGUGUUUCAGGGAGAGCUGCAGCAGAGCUCCAACUGGUUUCUAACCUGCUUAUCGAGGGCUUACUGUACAUGGUGCUAUCUGUUUAAAGCCAUCUGUACAGAAAAUACCUUCCCCUCCUAUACCUUCCUCACACCGACACACGAAACUCCUAGCUUAACCCCCCAUGACUCUAUUAUUCCUAAAUUAAUCAAUCACAUGUGGCUGUACCAUCUCGCAGUAAUGGUAAGUCGCCAGAAAGAGGCCAUAUAUGGAGUUUCCUCCCUGCCAUAUUGGGGAUUUUGUCCCUGCCAUACGAGUUUCCUCCAGACCAUAUAACGAGCUCCCCAGACGCCAUAAAUAGAGUUUAAAACACGGCAUAAUUGGAGUUUCCCUAUUACAGUUUACCGUGCGUUCACUUGAAGUCGCAAUAUUUUAGUUUAUGAGUCAAAAUGCGGUCUUACCAAAAUUCGUUUCCCAUUCAUUUCAAUGAAGAAAGGUGUAUUGAUCCCGCCUUACAAAGCUUCACAAAAGUUCAGUUCCAUAGUUAAGACCUUUACACACCGGGGGCGUUUCUUAGCACGAUUAAUUCACACGUAAUAUAUUAGAACUGUUGUUUUUGUCAGGAAAACUUUCACACAGAAUGCAAAUAUUACGCAGCAAAAAUGUUAUUUGUCGGAAGGAGGUUGAUUUUUCUGAGCUUUUGCACCGUGUAUAAAGGCAUCAAUCAAUCACUUAGUGCGGAACCGGUUGAGUUGCACCUAUAUUCAUGAAACAACAACACAGAGGCUAAUCCGAACUAAGACGACAAACUUUAUUACUCCUUUCAACCUUGCCAAAGGCCGUUCUUACCUUUCGCAAUAAAAGCCUCUACAUACAAUAGCUGCAGGCGACUAUUUUGCAUUUUGUGUUGUUUAUUCAUCACGCCCCUGAUGUGUAAAGGCCUUAAAGGUGGAAUGGACACCUAAUUUAGGAAAUAUUGUUCAUAUACGUUUUAUAUCACUAGUCCAAGAACAAUUAACGACAAAGUAGGGCUGGGUGAUAUGGACACAAUUUUCUUGCGUCACAAUGCAGAAAUCAUGAUUGAAACAUUAUAUUCUUUAGGUCUUCACGUGCAGUGUAGUUAAACAAGAGUUAUAAAAGACCUGCAUUGUUAUGCAUAUUCAGUAAAUUCAGUAGAUACCAGAAAUUUAGUAGUCCAUAUCAAUACCAGUGAAAUUAAUCUGAUAUAUCUCCCAGUCCUAAAAUAGAGCUGUAUAAUUUAGUCUUUUGAAUGCUAUUUCAAGUCCGGAUUUCAAAAUCCGGUUGGACCGCACCGUUAACAUUACUGGACACAACUCUUAAAGAAACGAUCCCUCCUUUCCCCAUCUUGCCCAGAGACAGACAAGAAGACUUAUAUCUAUAGGUCCAGGACGUGUUUAGCCUAGCUUAGCACAAAGACUGGAUGCAGGGGGAAACUGCUAGCCUAGCUUUAUCAAAAAGUGAAAAAAAUACACCUUCAAACGACCAAGCUGUCUGACUUACAUGUUGUAUUUCGUUCGCUAGUCACCAAUCUAUCCAACUGAGUUUUGGUGACAGUAGUUUAUAAAAACUCAUCAUAAGGAUGAUGUUAACUGCUGCUAAAACCACAAUGUCUCGUUUUUACUUCAUUACAUUUCUACACCUGCACAGUAAACAA